AUGAAGUCUGUCACUCUGUUGUUGCUUCUGGCUGGUCUUACGCAGGCAAUUGACGUGCCGCGGAAACCUCACGCACCCACAGGAGGUGGUAAGAAGCGACUGACCUUUAAUGAGACCGUGGUGAGUAAGGCGAUUACUCCCUCGUCUAUUUCGGUGGAAUGGAUUGCGACCGCCAAGGAUGGGGAGUACGUCUACCAGGACGGGGAUGGGAGCCUGAAAAUUGAGAGCAUUGUCACCAACCAGACAAAGACUCUCGUCCCCGCCGACAAGGUGCCGGCAGACUCAUACAGCUACUGGGUCAAGCCCGAUUUGUCAUCGGUGUUGUGGGCGACCAACCACACCAAACAAUAUCGACACUCGUUCUUUGCCGAUUACUACAUCCAGGAUGUUGAGUCGCUGGCAUCCACUCCCCUGGUGCCUGACCAGGUAGGUGACAUCCAGUACGCACAGUGGAGUCCUGCGGGAAAUGCCAUUGCCUUUGUCCGUGGAAACAAUCUGUUCACUUGGUCCGAUGGUUCGACCGCGGCAAUCACCAAAGACGGGGGACCGGACAUGUUCCACGGGGUUCCCGACUGGAUCUAUGAAGAAGAGAUUCUGGGCGACCGCUUUGCGCUGUGGUUCUCGCCAGAUGGGGAAUAUCUGGCCUUUUUGAGCUUCAACGAGACUGGUGUGCCAACGUACACGGUGCCGUAUUACAUGGACAAUCAGAAAAUCGCUCCCCCGUAUCCACGGGAGCUGGACAUCCGAUACCCCAAGGUAUCACAGACCAACCCAACCGUCCAGCUUGGCCUCCUCAAAAUGGGCACUAAGGAUGUAUCAGCUGUCUCGGUUGAUGCGUUUGAUGCUCACGAGAUGGUUAUUGGUGAAGUAGCCUGGCUCUCUGACUCGCACGACACAGUGGCAGUCAAAGCCUUCAACCGUGUGCAAGACAAGCAGAAAGUUGUUGCAGUGGAUGUCGCAUCGAGCCAGACCAAGGUGAUCAGCGAGCGAGAUGGUACGGAUGGGUGGCUUGACAACACGCUUUCUAUGGCAUACAUUGGUCCCAUCAACUCGAAGACUGAGUCGUCUGCUUAUUACAUCGAUAUUUCAGAUCAGUCGGGCUGGGCGCAUCUGUGGCUCUUCCCAAUUGCGGGUGGUGAACCUAUUGCCUUGACUGAGGGCGAAUGGGAGGUUACGUCUGUUGUCAGCAUUGACAAGAAACAGCAGUUAGUAUACUAUCUGUCGACGCAGCGUCACAGCACGGAACGUCACUUGUACUCGAUCUCCUACAGCAGUAAAAAAGUCACUCCGCUGGUUGACGACACCGUGUCUGCGUACUGGUCUGCUUCUUUUUCUUCGCAAUCGGGCUACUAUAUCCUCUCGUAUCAGGGCCCUGAUGUGCCGUAUCAGGAACUCUACUCUGUUAACCAGACCAAACCCAUUCGUACCAUAACUAGCAACUCCGCAGUGCUGGAGAAGAUCGAGCAAUAUGCGCUUCCAAACAUCAGCUACUUUGAGUUGACGAUUCCUUCGGGUGAAACCCUCAAUGUCAUGCAACGGCUGCCCGUCAAUUUCUCGCCUCAGAAAAAAUACCCCAUUCUGUUUACCCCGUACGGGGGACCUGGUGCGCAAGAAGUGGCCAAGUCAUGGCAGUCUAUGGAUUUCAAGGCAUAUAUCGCCUCCGAUCCAGAGCUGGAAUACGUGACCUGGACUGUCGACAACCGGGGAACAGGCUUCAAAGGGCGGAAGUUCCGCUCGGCUGUUGCCCGGCAGCUGGGGCUCUUCGAAGCUGAAGACCAAAUCUAUGCAGCCAGAGAAGCUGCCAAGAUCCCCUGGAUCGAUGGAGAUCACAUUGGCAUCUGGGGCUGGAGUUUUGGCGGGUACCUAACCAGUAAGGUCCUCGAAGUGAACAGCGGUGCAUUUUCACUCGGCCUCAUUACCGCUCCGGUGGCAGACUGGCGCUUCUACGAUUCCAUGUACACCGAACGGUACAUGAAGACGCUUGCCACCAAUGCCGACGGGUACAACACUAGUGCCGUCCACUUAGCCGACGGGUUCAAGAGUGUCAGCGGGGGUUUUCUCAUCCAACAUGGAACGGGCGACGACAAUGUCCACUUCCAGAAUUCCGCUGCAUUGGCGGAUCUCCUGAUGGGGGCCGGGGUUACACCAGAGAAAAUGCAGGUGCAAUGGUUUACAGACUCCGAUCAUGGCAUUCGAUACAACGGGGAUAGUUUGUUUCUGUAUCGGCAAUUAUCGAAGAAACUUUUCGAAGAGAGGAGUCGGCCUGGAAAGGUGCUGAAGCACCAGUGGAGUCGGAGGAACCUGUAA
Messenger RNA from Aspergillus tanneri, 2307 nucleotides. RefSeq names its product prolyl dipeptidyl peptidase DppIV (gene dppIV). Gene Ontology annotation, biological process: proteolysis. Lineage: Eukaryota; Fungi; Ascomycota; Eurotiomycetes; Eurotiales; Aspergillaceae. The transcript has 2 exons. The record is from RefSeq and is a predicted model, not a curated record. Gene Ontology annotation, molecular function: dipeptidyl-peptidase activity; serine-type peptidase activity. The coding region runs from base 1 to 2307 and encodes 768 amino acids.